UUUCUUUUUGGCCUUUUUUUCUUUUUGGUCUUUAAAACAUGGGGUUGAUGUAGAAUUUUUUAUUCUUUGAACCAAUUCUUUGGGCGAGCCUUCUUUGGUUUUUUCAUUCUUGGGGUUUGAAGAAGGUUCUGCUCUCUCUCUGCUUUAGAAAACAUAGCCUCCAAAUAGUGAUUUUUUUUCUCUUACAGAGUGAAUAUUUUUGUUUCUGGUUUUGAAUCUAAGUGAGAAUGAUCAGAUGGUGGGUGCUUUCACUGCAAUUGGCAGAGCUGUUUGUGAGCUCGAUGGUUCAUAUGCUAUAUGGGUUUUACAUAUUUAGCUCUGCCGUGGCUGGUGAUCUCUCUCAGGCUCUGAAUGAAUGUUUGUUUAAGGCUAAUAAUACGAAUGUUGUGGUCAAAGAAGACGUGCCUAAAGGGACAAGCACCAAUGUUGAUAGUCUGCCUCCUAUUGUUUUAGUUCAUGGAAUUUUUGGAUUUGGCAAAGGGAGAUUGGGAGGUUUGUCGUAUUUUGCUGGGGCAGAGAAGAAAGACGAGAGGGUUUUGGUGCCUGAUUUGGGCUCUUUAACAAGUAUUUAUGAUAGGGCUCGUGAAUUGUUCUAUUAUUUGAAAGGAGGGCAGGUCGAUUAUGGUGAAGAACAUAGCAAGGCUUGUGGGCACUCACAGUUCGGACGAGUUUAUGAACAAGGGAAUUAUCCUGAAUGGGAUGAGGAUCACCCUAUUCACUUUGUGGGGCACUCGGCUGGAGCACAGGUUGUUCGCUUGUUGCAGCAAAUGCUUACCGAUAAGGCAUUUGAGGGGUAUGAGAAUACCUCAGAAAAAUGGGUAUUGAGCAUCACAGCCUUAUCAGGAGCCUUCAAUGGGACUACAAGAACCUACUUAGAUGGGAUGCAGCCAGAGGAUGGGAGAACCAUGAAACCUAUAAGUCUGAUACAAGUGUGCCGCAUAGGAGUGAUAAUAUAUGAUUGGUUUGACAUUCCCUGGCUCAAGGCAUAUUACAAUUUUGGGUUUGAUCACUUCAACAUGUCGUGGAGGAAAAUUGGUUUUAGGGGUCUUGUUCAUGGCCUCUUGGGGAAUUCAGGCCCAUUUUCUUCAGGGGAUUGGAUCCUCCCAGAUCUUUCAAUUCAAGGGGCCAUGCAACUCAACCGCCAUCUAAAUACCUUUCCCAAUACAUUCUACUUCAGCUAUGCUACCGAGCGUACUAGGAAGAUCUUAGGCAUCACAGUUCCUUCUAGCAUACUUGGCAUCCACCCAUUGCUAUUUAUAAGAGUAUUGCAGAUGAGCCAAUGGCGUCAUCCUCCUGAUGUCUCUCCCCCUUAUAAAGGCUACAGGGAUGAAGAUUGGCAGGACAAUGAUGGAGCCCUCAACACAGCAUACAUGACUCACCCUCGUCUUCCAAUUGAACAUCCAAGUUGUUUUGUUGAAAAUGAUUCAGAGUGUCAACCACUGCAACCAGGCAUCUGGUACUACAAGAUUGUGGAAGCUGAUCACAUAUUGUUCAUCGUGAAUCGGGAGAGAGCGGGAGUUCAAUUUGAUCUGAUAUAUGACAGUAUUUUUGAACGCUGCAGAAAGCAUGUAUUUAGGAAGGAUCCACCAACAUUACCAAACGAAGCACACCAAUAGUUUUUUGUUUCUGUUUUGGUUUUUGUAUCUGUUUCUCUCGCCUGAUGCUCAACAGCCAGAAAAUAUAUACUUCUGUUUUCUUGUUACACAUUUUUCCUUUUCUUUUCCCAUUGUAAAUGUAAAUUUAAAUUUUUUUUUUUUUUUUUUUUUUUUUUUUUCACUUCACUUCUUUUCCCUUUCUUCAUUGUACCAACUUGUCUUUGUAGCUUUAUGAGAUAUAUAUUAGAGGCGUAGCUUAUACACGAGCCCUCUCUGGUUUUUAUAAA
This is a messenger RNA of Quercus robur (English oak), 1882 nucleotides long. RefSeq lists its product as uncharacterized. The transcript is spliced from 8 exons. NCBI's taxonomy places the organism in Eukaryota, Viridiplantae, Streptophyta, Magnoliopsida, Fagales, Fagaceae. The coding region runs from base 228 to 1616 and encodes 462 amino acids. The record is from RefSeq and is a predicted model, not a curated record.